Cercospora beticola is the source of this 513-nucleotide messenger RNA. RefSeq lists its product as uncharacterized. The record is from RefSeq and is a predicted model, not a curated record. Lineage: Eukaryota; Fungi; Ascomycota; Dothideomycetes; Mycosphaerellales; Mycosphaerellaceae.
CCGAGCAUCAACAGCAUCUCAUCAUUCGCAUCGUAGGCUAUGGACCCCGACGCUCCUACUCUCGAAGUUCCCUCCUCUCCGCCCAUCUGGCGCUGGGUCAUCGGCUUCCUCAUGGUCGGAGCCUGCUGGGGCUUAACAACACCCUUCAUGCGCAAAGCCGCAGUCCUACGAGACGCUGCACCUAAGCCUUCCCGACCCUACCUCACGGACCCAAACGUGCCCUGGAUAAAACGAAAGUUCUUUGGAAUUGCUUACGCCGUGAUUGAUCUACUCAGGAGUCCAAGAUAUGCGAUCCCACUGUUGUUGAACGUCACGGGUAGCAUUUGGUUUUUCUUGUUGAUAGGGCAGGCCGAACUGAGCUUGACAGUUCCCAUCACAAACUCACUGGCAUUCCUGUUCACUGUCUUAGGAGAAUGGUGGGCAGAUGGCAAAGUCAUAUCACGGGACACUUGGCUCGGAAUGGGAUUCGUGUUGGGAGGGAUUGCGUUGUGUGUUCAUUCAAAGACUUCAUAG